AUGGGGAAUAGGAGCAAGCCUCCUGUUCCUGAGUUAAAGAAGCCCAUGUUGGCUGUUCCUCCCACGACCCAGAGGCCCAAGAGGAGCACCUCUCCCUCUGCAGACAGGACCCACCAGAGAGAGAGCCUGUCUGCUACAGCGCUGCAGCAGUUGGACUUUGUGGAGGGACGCAGGAAGCAGUACAUGAAGGCAGCGCUGCAGGCCAAACAGAAGAACGACAUGGACACAGCCAGAACCAUGCUUCGUACCGCCAAGGGACUGGAGCCGCUCAUAGACGCCGUCAAGGCAGGCAAACACGUCGACAUCAGCAAGGUGCCGUCGCCCCCUGGUGACGAGGAUGAGGACUUCAUCCUGGUUCAUCACAACGAAGUCCAGAUCUCAGAGAAGGCAGAUGAGGUCUACACUCAACUGGCCAAGAUGCUCAAGGAACAGUACGAGAAGUGCAUGACUUACUCCAAGCAGUUCACUCAUCUGGGUAACGUCGCUGAGACCACCAAGUUUGAGAAGAUGGCAGAGAGCUGUAAGAAGAGUCUAGAGAUGUUGACGCUGUCCCAGUCUAAGAGACUGGACCCUCCUAAACAUCACUUUGAGGAGAGGACGUACCACACCGUCAGGAUCUUCCCAGAGCUCAGUAGUACGGAGAUGGUGGUGGUGGUAGUCAGAGGGAUGAAUCUGCCUGCUCCUUCAGGUAUAGCUACCAAUGACCUGGAUGCCUAUGUCAAGUUUGACUUCCCCUAUCCCAGUACGGAACAACCCCAGAAACACAGAACGGCUGUGGUCAAGAAUACGAACUCUCCAGAGUUCAACCAGGGCUUCACUCUGAACAUCAACCGGAACCACAGAGGCUUCAGGAGAGUGGUCCAAUCUAAAGGACUCAAACUGGAACUUCUGCACAAAGGGGGAUUCCUGCGGAGCGACAAGCCUAUAGGGACGGCCCACAUCAAACUGGAGAAACUGGAGACCGAGAGUGAAGUACGGGAGAUAGUGGAGGUGAUAGAUGGCCGUAAACCUACAGGAGGACGUGUGGAGGUCAGGGUUCGCCUGAGAGAGCCUCUGAGUGGACAGGACCUUCAGACAACCACAGAACGCUGGUUAGUCCUGGACCAGUCACAGGUUCUUCUCUAACUGCUGCUCAGCUGGGACGACUAGGAACACUUUAAAAGAUGAUUAACAACUCCUGUUGUCCUCUGAUGAAGAUUAUGACGGGAUGAUGAAGAGGAGGAGGAGGAGGAUGUAUGUUGUCGUGGCGGGCCUAUUUAGUCUUCCAGGGUUCUGGCAGUCCGACACAGUGAACACGGGUCUUUAGCUUGUAAACAUUUUGCACACGGAGAGAUGGAGCUUCUAUUCACUCUGGGGGGGGGGGAAUGGGCUCCAUGUUUAGCUAACCUUAAGAUAACAUUGGCCGGGAUUCAAUCAAAAGGGGCACUGCACUUGACUUUUAUAGGUCAUUAUUUUCCCGCUUGAGCCUAUAAUAUAUUAUCUAUAAUAAGAAUAUAUUAUCUAUAAUUAUCUAUUAUCUAUAAUAUAUUAUCCACCUAUGCACUUAUUCUACCAAAGUAAUCACUGUUGCUGUACGAUGCUGCAUAUUUCAAUUGCCUUGAAUAUCUGCCCUACUGUUUUAAUGAUUACAAUAAUAAUGUGUGAUAAGAACUUGGAUCUCUCAGAUGUAAUUCUUUGCUAUGUUGUUGGCGGUUGUUCCCGGGACUGUUUCAUCUCUAUUCUCUGGAACAGUUAUCGGCCAGGAUUCAAUCCUGAUUUAGAUCCCCCGUUUUAUAGCCGUUUUUUUUUUUUUUAAGGUAAUGUCAAUCUCCGCGAUACUUGGUAACAUUGCCUUUAUAUAAUUUUUUUUACAGCUGCAUUGUCGACUAGUGUGUAGGGGUUGAAUCCCGGCUCCAACGCCAGAACGGGAUAAUGUUCACGUGGACAUGACUGACUUUACAGACGUCUUGGCUACCACAGCUACUGGACAUUCAAAGGCAAUUGGUCAACUGACAUAAGCAUGUCAUAGGUACUCUUAAGGUGUCAUAAAUGGUUAUAAGGCUACAUAGCUCUUGUAACCGUGUCACAUUUUGAGCUGGAUAGUAUAGAUCUGUGUCUGAACUGACCCGAUUGGGCCCUGGUCAAAACUAGUGCACUAAAUAGGGAUUAUGGUGCUGUUUAAGAAAGAUGUCAUUUAUCUUGUGGUGAUUGGGGUUAUUUUGUUUUUUGUGAUUUAAGUUGAAGAGACUCAUAAGUUUACACUUUAUAGCUGUGAUCCUCCGUACACAUAGAAAUGAUAUCAUCUGUGAGUUUGGGUUCAGCUGAGCUUUUAGCCAAGAACAUUUAGUUUUUGUUUGCGUGUAAAUCAAAGUUGUAUUUUAUGAGAAGAGUGGUAAUUUAAAAUGCUUAACAGCAAAGCCAUUAUGGUUACACGGGCACAGAUUAAGCCUAUACCGGACUAGGAAGCUUUUCAAUGGAGAAUCUUCAUUGAACAUGAUUUUUUGGGGGGGUCCAGGACAGUCUGUGUUUGGGAAACUGUCCCACAGUCUGAGCCAAUUAUAUCCCCCCCCAUUCUCUACUGAUAGCCAAUUAUAUCCACCCAUUCUCUACUGAUAGCCAAUUAUAUCCCCCCCAUUCUCUACUGAUAGCCAAUUAUAUCCCCCCCAUUCUCUACUGAUAACCAAUUAUAUCCCCCCCAUUCUCUACUGAUAGCCAAUUAUAUCCCCCCCAUUCUCUACUGAUAACCAAUUAUAUCCCCCCCAUUCUCUACUGAUAACCAAUUAUAUCCCCCCCAUUCUCUACUGAUAACCAAUUAUAUCCCCCCCAUUCUCUACUGAUAGCCAAUUAUAUCCCCCCCAUUCUCUACUGAUAACCAAUUAUAUCCCCCCCAUUCUCUACUGAUAGCCAAUUAUAUCCCCCCCAUUCUCUACUGAUAGCCAAUUAUAUCCCCCCCAUUCUCUACUGAUAACCAAUUAUAUCCCCCCCAUUCUCUACUGAUAACCAAUUAUAUCCCCCCCAUUCUCUACUGAUAGCCAAUUAUAUCCACCCAUUCUCUACUGAUAGCCAAUUAUAUCCCCCCCAUUCUCUACUGAUAACCAAUUAUAUCCCCCCCAUUCUCUACUGAUAACCAAUUAUAUCCCCCCCAUUCUCUACUGAUAACCAAUUAUAUCCCCCCCAUUCUCUACUGAUAACCAAUUAUAUCCCCCCCAUUCUCUACUGAUAGCCAAUUAUAUCCCCCCCAUUCUCUACUGAUAACCAAUUAUAUCCCCCCCCAUUCUCUACUGAUAACCAAUUAUAUCCCCCCCAUUCUCUACUGAUAGCCAAUUAUAUCCCCCCCAUUCUCUACUGAUAACCAAUUAUAUCCCCCCCCAUUCUCUACUGAUAGCCAAUUAUAUCCCCCCCAUUCUCUACUGAUAGCCAAUUAUAUCCCCCCCAUUCUCUACUGAUAACCAAUUAUAUCCCCCCCCAUUCUCUACUGAUAACCAAUUAUAUCCCCCCCAUUCUCUACUGAUAGCCAAUUAUAUCCCCCCCAUUCUCUACUGAUAGCCAAUUAUAUCCCCCCCAUUCUCUACUGAUAACCAAUUAUAUCCCCCCCAUUCUCUACAAUGUUGCUUCUAUCAGAAUAUUUCCAACUGGUGACUUAAUAUAAGUACUGUGCAUCAAUGCGGUCCCGUCAAUUCAAAAUAAAUAUUUUAUUAAUUAUACGUUAAGUAAUUUUCAUUUAACAAAAUGCAACUGUUUCCUUUGCUCCAAUAUGUUUUUGUAUGUAUAUUGGCAAGUUUAUCAUAAUGAGACUUAAAACUGUACAGGUCCAAAGGUACCUUACCUUAAAGUUCCGAAAUGUGUAUUUGUGGCAAAAACUAAGCAUACAUUUCGCUUUUCUGUACAUUUUUAAUUAUACAUCUUACAGGUUUUGAUAGACUGCUUUUGACAUUUGUAGUAUUCAAUAAAGGAAAAAAGAUUUUGGGGCUUUUCAUUUUGUUGUUGUUGAUCGUGUUAAAAAGAAACUGGGUAUUCUUGUUCCGGCCUGACUGAUCCACAGGACAGUAGAAUAUGGUCACAAAGACGAGUAGUUGGUUUGUUUCUGUCUUUAUGCAAUAGACUUCUGUUCAAUUGAAUAACAAAAUGCUACCAUCAAGAUAAACAAUUCUACCUUUUUUGAUAGAGUAUUUCGCAAUAGUGCCAAAGAAAAGUAGUGGGGUGUAUUCACUAGUGCACAAUGUAGCAAUGGAAAACAUUGCCACAAUCAAGUUUCUAUUGGACAAAUUCAGGUAGGUCCUUCCCUGUUACCAGUAAGGGUACACAAAGCUCUGAAUGGCCCAUCUUGGAAGUUGCACACUGGUGUAAGGAUUUAGGAAGUCAUUCAUGCGCAUGUCGACAUGAAAGCUUCUCUCCAGAAAUGUGAGUCCUGUUCAUUAGGGCUCGUAACAGAACGUUUCAUUUUAGUGUUUCUUAUUGGACAAGUCCGCAUGGUCGCUCUUCUGUUUUGGUGACUAUUGAGCAUAACCUUGGUGAAUAGGCAGACAAGGUUGUAUUCAUUAGUGGAAAAAUGUUCUGCCACGGAAAGCAAAAACAAGUGUCCUUAUUGGACAGGUGGUUCUGGCAAUCUCUUCCGUUUGCGGUGUAAUGAACAGGAUCCUCCAAUAACCAUUGUGAUGUCAUCUGUCCAUAGCAGUUUGAUGCCCUCAUUUAUUGUAACAAGUAGGCCCUCAAUACGGUCUGAAACCCACAAUGUUCUUUACAAUAAACUGACUCUAUACAUACAGUACCUUAAUGCACUAGUUAUUGUGUGAUUGUCUGUCUUGGGAGUUUACAGUUGUGUCAUUUUAGCAUGUAAUCAAUAAAUCCCUUGGCAAAACCA
This is a messenger RNA of Salvelinus namaycush (lake trout), 4840 nucleotides long. Its product is annotated as coiled-coil and C2 domain-containing protein 1B-like. The transcript is spliced from 14 exons. Gene Ontology annotation, molecular function: RNA polymerase II cis-regulatory region sequence-specific DNA binding; DNA-binding transcription repressor activity, RNA polymerase II-specific. NCBI's taxonomy places the organism in Eukaryota, Metazoa, Chordata, Actinopteri, Salmoniformes, Salmonidae. Gene Ontology annotation, cellular component: nucleus. Gene Ontology annotation, biological process: regulation of transcription by RNA polymerase II. Bases 1 to 1125 code for a protein of 374 amino acids. The record is from RefSeq and is a predicted model, not a curated record.